Molecule: messenger RNA, 1371 nt
Organism: Echinococcus granulosus
Lineage: Eukaryota; Metazoa; Platyhelminthes; Cestoda; Cyclophyllidea; Taeniidae
Product: ATP-binding domain-containing protein 4
Exons: 5
Coding region: 1-1371 (456 amino acids)
Biological process (GO): protein histidyl modification to diphthamide
Molecular function (GO): diphthine-ammonia ligase activity
Source: RefSeq, a predicted model, not a curated record
AUGUUUGAUUUUUUCGGUUGUUUAUACUUUACUAGCCCGAAAACCCAUUUGAUAAUAGUGAUGACUAUUCCUGGUAAAAAUGCUAAUCCAGUUUCACAGCAAGGCUCGAAAGAUAUUAAAAUAAUGACUCGAGUCGAGGAUCUUUUUGGUCUUCUGUCGCUGGUUCACAGGACCCAUGAUGAUAUUAAAGGCCUGGUUUCUGGUGCAAUUUUAUCGAAUUAUCAGCGUGAGCGUGUUGAAAGCAUCUGUGAACGUCUUUCAUGGGUUUCACUGGCAUACCUCUGGCGAAGAGACCAAAAAGAGCUUCUACUUGAUAUGGUUGGCGCUGGAGUGAUGGCAAAGAUUGUUAAGAUAGCUUCUUUUGGAUUGGAUGUGGAACGCGAUUUGGGUUGUUGGAUCGCUGACUUCGUUCCACGUGCAUUUUGCCUCGCAGAUGAUUCAAACUGUGCGCUGAAUCCCUGUGGUGAGGGUGGGGAGUUUGAGACAUUCACCUUUGAUUGCCCACUUUUUACUAAACGAAUCGUUCCACUUGAGGAGCCAAGAGUUGUCAUUCAUUCCAGUGAUCCCUUCGCAACCGUCGCCUAUCUUCGAUACACGGGUUUCCGGUUGGAGAGUAAAGAUCGGAUUAAUAUUUCUUCCUCUAGAGAGGCCCUGCUGAACAUUGCUAAGGAUAUUACUGUUGGGGGUGACGUUAUACAUAGACGUCCUUUUGUUUCCACUGAGGAUAGACUGACUGAUCUCAGCACUGCUGUGCCUUUGGAAAUUUCUCGAGAUAUACCAAAUACGGAAAGACGCGACUGCUUGUUUGGUGAUCAACCGCUGCUAACUCCCGUCGACAGUAGGCUUGGGAUUCUUAAUAUGCCUGGUGGGCUUCUAUCAACGGCUACGUGCAUAGGCGUAGAUUGUUCGACGGUAGAAACGGAGCUGCAUUUACGUCUUAAAAACGCAACCCAAAGCGCAUUUUCUAAAUUGGAGUUGCUCCUAAGCAAGUUAAACAUUUAUACUUUCCACCACUUACUUUGGCUAGGUAGAUUCGGUUUAAAUUUUGAUAGUGUGAUUCAUUGCCACCUGACCACAAGUGCUGAAAUCUCGGAUUCCAGUGUUCUUGGCUCAAUUGAUAAUUCAUUCAAGCAGAUUUUUGACAGUCCUUCCGCAAGACGUCGUCGCGUCGGAAACGCACCUCCGAGUCUAGUCUGUCUUUCAUCUCCGUGGCCCCUUGAAGUCCUUAAUCGGUUUACUAUUGUUGGGCAUUAUGGUACACGAUUGCUUUUGUUAUUUAAUUUACCUGCGUCCCCUUAUCAGACCCAAAAUAUAAUUUUUUUUACAGCUUUCACGCUUUUAAUGCAUUGCGCUUUUGGCAAAAUGGUUUAA